GAUGAAUUCUGGCGAGCGCUCCAUCGGCAACACCACCACUCCCUUCCUCAACCCCAAACGCAACCUCUCCAAUCCGCCAAAAUGACUGCUGCGUGGAAAGCCGCCGGCUUGACUUACAACCGCUACCUGGCCAUCGCGGCCCGCGCUGUCCGCCGCAGCCUCAAGGAGGACAAGAGAAUCGCCGCCGAGCGCCGUGGCGAGAUGGAGCUGCGCUUCGCUAAGUGGCAGGGUGGCAAGCAGGGCGAGGUCAAGGACCUUGCGAGCGCCAACACCGCCGCCAUGGCCGAGAGCGCCUCAUCCUAAUCGAAUCGACUCCUUGGAAGCGGAGGGGAGGGAUUUCUGGCGGGUGGGUUGGUUGUGACGUGAGUCCCGAGGACGGCGCCGGAUGCAUUCGAAGCGAUAGACAAGCACGGUGACGCUGGGUAGCUCGGUCCCGUGGCGCCUCUACCCUUGUAACAUAACGAUUGCUGCAAUAGACAACAAUCUACCAAGAGGAAAGUCGAUUGAUUGCGUUGUCUUGGCGACAAUGACCUGCUGUGCUGUGGUUCAGGAUGGGGUGGGUGGCGUGAUAUUCUAGCCUCCUUACUGCAACGUGAUGCUCUGCUGCAGGACAGCAAACAAUAAGUAUUUGGGUGCGCUUUGCAGUUGAGGACCGAAAAUAAAUAAAAAUAAACUCGGCG
This is a messenger RNA of Purpureocillium takamizusanense, 680 nucleotides long. RefSeq lists its product as uncharacterized. The transcript is spliced from 3 exons. The coding region runs from base 82 to 303 and encodes 73 amino acids. Lineage: Eukaryota; Fungi; Ascomycota; Sordariomycetes; Hypocreales; Ophiocordycipitaceae. Gene Ontology annotation, molecular function: proton-transporting ATP synthase activity, rotational mechanism. Gene Ontology annotation, cellular component: mitochondrial inner membrane. The record is from RefSeq and is a predicted model, not a curated record. Gene Ontology annotation, biological process: proton motive force-driven mitochondrial ATP synthesis.